AUGAAGAUACGAAAGAAAGAGGAUCGCAGGAGGGACGGAAGGUGUGUGCUCCAAAUAUCGCAAAGGACGUCCAGAGUCCUCAAGGAUGUGCCAAAGUAUGGAAAAAUAAAUUCACUUGAGGUAGAUGAGGUACUUUUCUACCUAUUGGAUGGUCUUGUGGACCAAGAUGAAGGUAUUACGUCUGCGAUCACGAAUUCGCUUCUCAAGUUUGCCCAGACACAGCCGGAGUUCACACUCAAGUCGAUUCUAUCCUUUCUGGAAGUACGAAGGACAUCGAUAUCACAUCAAUAUUCACUCUUGUUGGUCAUGAGAAAGUGCAUUUUGCAAUGCAAAUCUGUUUUAUCCAAUGCCGCCAUUAAGGAGAUUCUCCUCUUUAUGCUAAAGGAGCUCAACUUUAUCAGUACAUCCGAUACAAGGCAUAUGGAAAUGAGGGAAAUAGUAAACGCUACAAGUGUUUUAUGUCCAGGAUUUUCAGUUGACGUAAUUUUGGCAUUCAUACAAGACAUGCGUUCAAAUGAAAGGAGCGCCGAUAUAAUGUGUAUAUACAUCCAGAUUUUGACACAUUUAUGUGCACUCGUACCCAAAAACACGUACAUAUGCAAGAGUCUAGUAUCCAGCUGCAUCAUGUCAAUGUUUUCUGAGGAUAUAUUUAGAGAAAACAACAGUGAGUUAUGCAAAGAUUUGUCUACGUUUCUCUAUGCACUUUCGAAUAUGCUCGCAAUUCAGUACAAGGUUAAUAUUGCGGAGGAAAGUCCAGAAACCCUUAGCUUAUGCGAUGGGAUAAAUGUAGAGGAUUGCGCAUAUAGAAGAUUCCUAUGCUACCAAAAUGUUUUCAGGGCUUUUGAACUGGGAAGGAAUCCUGGCUUGGAAAAUACCAUGGAUGAUAAAAGUUUUAUGGAUGAGACUGUACAUUAUACAAGAGAUUGUGAAAUUAAGAGAAGUUUGAGUUGUGGAUUUAGCCCAGAUAUUAAAGUGAUAAGAAAAGACCCAGAUAUUCAAACUUUUGAAUAUUCUAUAAAUAGGGAAUACGCUUCAUUCAUGUCCAUAAAUUCUGAUAUAGACGAAGAAGUCGAGGACCCUUUGUAUAUUAUGGAAAGAUAUGUUUCAAUAGAAUCUCCGGAGCCAAUUGGUACUGUUGAACCAAUAUUCCCUCUAAUGAUGGAAAAAUAUCUUCCAACAAUUUACACUAAUGCCUCAUACAAUGUGACAUGCAUGGAAGUGUUUUACUCUUUGGUUAUCUUCUCACAGCACAUUACAGAUGUCACAUUUUCCAAAUAUGCCGCCUCUCUUUUGGACUCAAUGAUUGUGAGAUUUCAUAAUUAUUUGCCUAAUCUGCAAUACAGGCAUGUUUCUGUUCCAGAUUAUGCAAACACAUGGAUCAAACUUUACAAAUCAGCAUCUGCAACAUUCGGUAGCAAAAUUAUUACUCUAUUUUCCUCCAUUGGAUAUUCUAUGGACAGAUAUGUAAUUCUGCCUCCAACCUAUUUUGUCAGGAGUCUGAGGCUAUAUGUUCAAAUUUUGGAAAAGAGGAGCCCUUAUACACUUUGUGUGCAACUCUUUAAUAUUUGUGGUGUUCUUUUUGGUCUUUUGCAUGGUCUAUUCGAGUAUGGAAGUGAGUAUUUUGAAGCUGGUAAUGACCACCAACCCACAAUUGACACAUUUUUGAGUGUAAACAAAUCAUUUUUGAAUACAAACGAUAGAAAAGAAUGUAAAACAUUCAUAUACAACAUAAGGGAAACGUAUGGACUCUUGUUUUCAAAUAACUUGACCUCUUUGGUUCUUUUGGAAUUUUUAUUUCAAAAACUUAAAAGUGAUGUGGUCUCAGAGGUCACCGUUUCCCUCUAUAUAUUAUUCAUUCUUUACUCUUCCUUUUUGGAUGAGAGUGAGUUGGAUGGGAAUUGUUCCAAAAUAUGGCAUCUGAUAAAUGAAUUAGAUGAGCUAGUCAAACGCUUCAAGGGUGAUCCAUUCUCUUCAAGACUAAUACUAUUGUUGUUGAGUUACCUAUCCAGGGGAAAAUGGUUCACGUUUCACAGUAUUAGUAUUCACAAUGUAGCUAAUCGAAAUGCUCGUAUUAUGGGCAUUCACGGAAUUGGUAAGUUGAGGAAUAGCUUUCGUAUUGGAAUCUCCAAGCAAGUUAUAAAUCUUCUUAACUUUGUAUUUAACCUAAAAGUAAAUUAUGAUAUUGAAAAGAGGAUAAAUCAGUCAAAGGUUGCAGACAUUGGAUUUCUUAGGGCAGUUUAUGAAGGGGUUCCAAAAAUUGUUGACAAACAGCUACAUGUUGCUAUAGACACAUGCUUUGAUUCGUUUAUCCCUAGAUACUCUGCGGAAGUAUUAUUGGUCUACCUUGUAAAAAUGUUGGUAAAGAAUAAAAAGAGAAAUGUACUGACUAUAUUUAGGUCGCUAUUGGGAAUAUUGAACCAAAAUGAUCCUCGCAGAAUAUUGUUAGUUUUAUCUGUUGAUCUUCUCAUGAAAUUGAUGACUUAUGCUCUCAUAUAUAUGCAUGAUCCCGUUUGCUAUCUUGAGGAAGCAGUUGUCGCUUCAAAUAUUGUGAAUUUAAUUGCCCAUAUUAUCUUCGACAGGGGACGUCGUUAUAUGAGUAUAACUUCAAAUAGCAGCAUCCCAUUUUAUCCCUAUGGUAGCAUGUCACCAUGUGGUCCAUUAAGCAAUGUGGGAUCACCAUGCAGUGAUGAUAUGAAUGAUUAUAAUGUAGAUUUAAAUACCGGUGACAUAACGGAAAACUUUGGCAGAAUAUCAAAAUUUUUGUCCAAAAUUUUGGAUGAAAAUAAGAUAUCUAGUGCACAAUAUGUAAAAGUAAUUAUAAAGACUCUUGGUUCCAUAAUUGCAACCAUAAAGAGAAGAACGUCAAUACAGUCUAGCUAUAACACAUUCUACAAGAGUGAUCAAUCUCCAUCACCACUUCAUACAGCCUACCAUAUGAUGGGAAUUCUGAAUAUUUUGAGUGUAUGCGCACGUACAAGCAUUAGGAUGACUUCAGAUUUGAUAAAUCUACUCAUUGGACUACCUAAACAGAAUGUAUUGCAUGUUUUGGAGUAUUCCCUGCAUUUUUAUGAGAAUUAUGAAGUAUAUAGAUUACUUCCAGAUGUUUACGAGUGGAGUAAUUUGCUAAACGUUAGCGAGGAAAUUAUUUUCACAAUGAAUACCCUGAGGAAAAAUACGAAAAUUACGCUAUUACAAGGAGUAACUAUAGAUGAAAAGAUAGAUAAUUCCCAAGCACUGCAACAACAACUACAAACUCUUAGAGGAUUUUGUAUAAGCGUUCUUGGUGCGAGUGCUAGGAAUAGAAAGCACGUACUUUUGAAAGUAUAUUAUGUGUUGUUAAUGAACAUACCAAAGGGAACUUCAUCAUUCACUCUCUUUGGGAAGUCCACAACAAUUUUGCUCUCUGAAAAAAUCCGAUGUAUCUGUAUUUCAGCCUUGUCUCAUUUGUACAUUCAAGGUCUUUGUCCUAACAUUCCUGUGCAAAAUCACGAUCAAGACUUGUGUACACGGGAUAUUAUGAACGAAAUGGGAAACGAAUUAAAGGGAUACAUUGAUGCUAUGAACGCAUAUGAUUUGGCAAAAUUGUCCCUUUUGUACAAGGAGGUAUUUUUAAAACACUUUGGAAUAUCUGAAAAUUCACAAGCCGGGAAAGAUGUAUUAUCUGAUAACAUGAACUUGGAGUGCAUCAUAGUACCUCUUAUAUCCCUUUUAAAUACAGAAUGCGAGUCUCACAUUAAACUACUCGUACUUAGAGGGGUUUUAAAUAUACUUUCACAAGAGCAUUUAAGUCUAACACGGGAUUUUUCUCUCAAAUACCUUAUUUCUUGCACAAAUGGGCUCUUGUAUUUUCUUUCAAAUCCUAGCAUAAAGGAGUAUACAAUGAAAGCUGAAUAUGAUGUUUCAAAUAUAGAAGGAUAUUAUAUGACAAUUUUUAAUAACAAGGGGUCCACAGAUGAUGCCUUUUUGGAUCACAAGUUUAUUCAUAAUGGAGAGUCUGUAAAUGAAGUAUCAUUCCUAUCCUUUAUUAUACUUUGUGCUCUCUCUAGACAUUACUAUGGUAUUUCGGAGACAUUACACCCAUUUUCCACCUUAUAUUGUCUGUUAUCUUAUGGUGAUUGUUACUUGUCAAGUAGAUUAAAGCAUCUUUCCCUUGAAGACUAUGCCUCUAUUGACAUAUCAAAUCUUCUGGUGUAUUAUAUGACAAAUGUAAUAUAUUCAACAGAUGAUACAUCUAGUGUGUUGGAUGCUCCUUACCCGGAUCUGGAAGACUGUGGAAUGACUAUGCAAGACAAUUGGACAAGGUUAUCAAAAAUUUUGAUUGUUACACUUUUUGUACCACCAAAUAUGGAUGAAAAUCAUGUAAAGCAUCGAAUACUUGUGACAUUAUCUCUUUUGCAGUGUAUAAGGUAUCAACCCAGAGUUUUAGAUGAAAUGGAUCAAGAGGAAAGGGAUGGAUGGACAAAGGUUGUUUUACUUAUAUGGGCGCAUAUUCUACGCAUUAGUUCGGAUAAUUUACUCAAGCUGCAACUUAUGAGAUCUUUGGAAAGUAUAUUGAACAUUGAAAGUUUGGAGUACAUAAGAUUAGAUAGUUCCAGGCUCCAUGCCCUAGAAAAUUGUGACAAGGUAAACGGUAUUGGAAAAAUUGAUCAAUUGCUUCCAGGAAGUUGUUUGAUACCAUGCAUGCUUUCUUGCAUAAAUUUCCUUGAGUCAUGGUCCUUAUUAUCGGAUUCGUUUGCAAAGAUUAUACACAAGAUUCUUCAACAUAGAUAUGAUGAAAUUGAUUCUAAACAUCUUGAGUCCGUCUUAAUUACAAUAUUCAAGAGAUUCUCUUAUUUCUUUCAAUCUGAAAAUGUGCCCACAUUUUUACGUCUCUUUCUAAUUGACUUGGCAAAGGCUGAUUUUAAUAUACUAUGUAAUGCUCUAUUUUCAAAACAGCAACCCUGUACAAAACAGUUUCAAAUUUCCAUCAUUAGGAUAGUUUCAAGUGAUCUUUAUCUCUUGGAAUCAGUACUUGAGUUUUUGACUUCCAUACUUUUACCAUCCUCUGAUAGUGUGAAUAACUGUCCAAUUGAUUUUGUAAUGGAGUUUACACUUGAGGUGUUGCUUGGUAGUUAUUCACAAUUUAUAACUACAAAGCAUGGUGCAUCAUUCAUUUCUGCACUUGUGAUUUAUCUAAAUUCUCUUGAACAGCCAUUUAAGGAUGCACUUGCAAUACUCGAUCGCAUUUUAGUCGUGUUACGUUCUAAAGGGACACCGCGGGAAUUCAUUCAGGAAGAGAAACAACUGAAUGAACAACAAAAGGAAUGGGUACUAGUUGAUGACAUUGGCAAAAAAAUCGUUGCAAAAUCCAGAAGGAUAAUUGGGCACAGUGUGGCAUUAAAGGUUGCAUUUUUGGAGAGUAUGCUCUUUAUCAUCAAGGAUAGUAGUCAAAAUGCAAAUUUUAUCGCAAUGUUGACGAUUUUUUCGGAACUAAUGAGACAUGGGCACCUGGUUAACCAAGAUGAUUAUGUAAAUAGCAUAUUUGAGCAAGUUCCAAUUGUAGAUUUAGUGGAAGAUUUGUAUUUCAAAAGUAUACACUAUUAUCUCAAAUAUGAAAAGAGGGUACCUGUUCAUAGAGGCAAAGGGAAAGAUUUUGAAAAGAUAGUUUCCACGUUAUCUGGAGCCCUGAGCAAAUUGGACACAAGUUAUUAUAUUUGUAGAGCACUUUGCAGUUUUGUUCUUCUUAGCUUACGCAAGAGGGUACGAGUGUCAGAAAUAGUCUACAAGGUUAUUGUAUCCAAACCAACACCGUCGGAGGAACGCACGAGGUAUGCAUACAUCCAAUUACACAUUGCUAUAAUAAAAUGGUACAAUGUACACAAAAGGGUAGUGCCCUUGUACAUACAGAGGCACAUGAUACAUCCAUUGGCAGUUGCACUGGCAUCAAAGGGCUCUGAAAGGGUUAUUCUGGCUUCUAGGACAUAUCUCUACAUGGUUCAUUCUAUCAUGGCAAAUUUUGUAUCAAUUAGUGAUGAAGGUUCUCUACAACCUUGUAAAGAAGAUGGUCUGGAUGAUGAGCCAGAGAUUGAUGGAAGAUGUACAAAUAACAUAUCGUUGAGGGGAGUCAUGGAAAAAGGUUCAGAGUCGCUUCACGCGGACAACUGGAAUGCUUUCUUAGAGUCUCUAAUUGUAAAGGGGGUAUACACUGGAAAGUCGGAUGGUAAAGUCUGUUUUUGCGGUUGCAACUCGCCUCUUUUAAAACACACUGGAAAAUAUAGAGUCUGUCUCGGCAUUGCGUUUUACCUCUUGCUCUUUUUUUCUUCGACAUUACCAUGCAAAAAUAUAGAGCUGGAAACACCGCAGGAUAUAGAGAAUGAAUUUAAAAUGAUAAAAAAGAAUGAAUUAGAUCAUAGAUCAAGUGUUGUUUUGUUUGGUGAUUCCUUUGCGAAUUCUACUCGCAUGGAAUGGCCAAUUAUCGAUGCAAAUGACAGCUCAGAUUUUUACAACAUUGAUGAAAUUUGCUCUCUAAGACUAGAGAGUAGUAGCGAAAAAUGCCAACCUUUAAAAAAAUGUCCAAGGGAUUUAUUAAAAAUCUUGCAGAUCGCAGAUUAUACUGUAAAUGUAGACGGAUCGCUGUCUAGGAUAAACAUUCCAUUCAAAAAUGAUAAAAUGGAUAUUACAAAUAUACUAAUAGCAAAUAAUGCAGCAUUUUUUGAUAUUUCUAACUUAAAGCCGAUUUUGAAGUCAGUUUUGUUCACAUCACCCACAAUAUACCGGUUCUGUCUUUCUCGCAAAUAUCUCCUCAGUCCAUCUGCAUUCGUCUGCAAAAAUUUACCCGCAUAUGAUGCAUUUUCUGGCGAAUGUAUCGAGCUUUGUACAUCAAUUAUAAGCAUUUGUUCCUUGUAUAUUAACAAGGAGAUUGAAGAUUUGAAAUGCGAAAUGAAGAACAACUGGCCAAACUGCUUCUUGGAAAUUUUAAGAUUCAAUGCAAUUAUGCAUUUUGAGGCUCUUUCUACCGCUGUAACCAAGAAGUUGUGUAACAUACUGGAGGGAGAUGACUUGGGUGACAAGAGAAGCGUCUUUAAGGCUAUGGAACUUUUCGCACAUAUAAAGUGCCAAGAUACAUAA
Theileria equi strain WA is the source of this 7107-nucleotide messenger RNA. RefSeq lists its product as hypothetical. The coding region runs from base 1 to 7107 and encodes 2368 amino acids. The record is from RefSeq and is a predicted model, not a curated record. NCBI's taxonomy places the organism in Eukaryota, Apicomplexa, Aconoidasida, Piroplasmida, Theileriidae. The transcript is spliced from 2 exons.